ACACAAUUGUGCAUACAUAAUCAAUAAUGGGGGACAAUGUGACAAAGCCAUUCGACAGCGACAGUGAUCAUUCUAAUGUUGCUAAAGAUCGGACGACAUCGACGGUGAUUGAUAUUGAACCAGAAACUGAAAGCGAAUCCCCCAGCGUCCCCACACCCGCAUCUACAUCACUGUUCCAAUCCGAGUCCGACAUAAUGGCCAAUUUCGACGAUACGUUGCAACGCGCCCGCCUCGCAUUCGCCAGCGGCAAGACCAGGAACGUAAGCUUUCGUCGCAAGCAGCUGGAGAAUCUGCUGCGUUGCUAUGAGGAGAACGAGUGCGACAUUAUUAGUGCCUUGGAGGCGGAUCUGCGCCGCCCCAAGCAGGAGAGUCUGAUCGUGGAGACCGAAUUCAUGAAGAACGACAUCAAGCACAUUCUGUACCAUCUAAGUGAUUGGGUCAAGGCAGAGAAGCCCUCUAAGUCGAUCAUUAAUGUGAUGGACGAUGUGCAGAUCUAUAACGAUCCCUUUGGCGUUGUCCUAGUGAUUGGUGCCUGGAAUUAUCCGUUGCAGUUGCUGCUUGUCCCCGUGGCCUCUGCCAUUGCCGCCGGUAACUGCGUGGUGAUCAAGCCCAGCGAGAUCGCCGCCAACUGCGCCAAGUUUAUUGCCGAAGUCAUUCCAAAAUAUCUCGACAAUGAUUGCUAUCCAGUGGUCUGCGGUGGACCCAGCGAAACGGCUGAGCUGCUCAAACAGCGCUUCGACUACAUCUUCUACACGGGCUCCACCCGCGUCGGCAAAAUCAUUCAUGCGGCGGCCAACCAGCACCUGACGCCCACAACCCUGGAGCUAGGCGGCAAGAGUCCUUGCUACAUUGACAAGUCGGUGGAGCUGCGCACAGCUGUCAAGCGUAUCCUGUGGGGCAAGCUAAUAAACUGCGGCCAAACCUGCAUUGCCCCCGACUACAUCCUCUGCUCGAAGGAGAUGCAGGACAAGUUCGUGGCCGAAGCCAAGGACGUGCUCAAAGAGUGGUACGGCGAUAACAUUCAGAGCAGCCCCGACCUGAGCCGUGUCAUCAACAGCGGCAAUUUCCAGCGCCUGCUUGGGCUAAUGAAGUCGGGACGCAUCGCUGUGGGCGGUAAGUACGAUGCCAGCGAGCGUUACAUUGAGCCCACAAUCCUGGUCGAUGUCAAGCCCCACGACCCCAUUAUGGAAGAGGAGAUCUUCGGCCCUAUCUUGCCCAUCUAUACCGUGGAGAGUGCCUACGAUGCAAUCAAGUUCAUCAAUGCCAGAGAGAGUCCACUUGUCCUGUAUAUUUUCACAUCGGAAACAGAGGUUCAAAAUCUGUUCGUAAACGGCACACAAUCGGGCGGAAUGUGCGUGAAUGACACGAUAAUGCAUUAUGCCGUUGAUGUGCUGCCCUUCGGGGGCGUUGGCAUGAGCGGCAUGGGCUCCUACCACGGAAAGUACGGCUUUGAUACCUUUACACACAAGAAGUCGUGUCUGGGCAAAGAUCUGUCGGCGUUCGGUGAGAAGUUGGCCUCAGCUCGCUAUCCCCCGUACUCAGAUCGCAAGGGAUCGUUCCUGUCGUUCCUGCUGCGCAAGCGCCGACCUCUGCCCAAUUUCUAUCUGACGCAUGUGCUGGCCAUCGGCCUGGGCGUAGGUCUGACAGUGCUGGCCAACUAUUACCUACAGGUAAGAAAGGGUAAGCUGUUGUCGCGUUAGGAUCGAGGGCGGAUCCGAGAGACCUUCACGCCGUAAGCCGAACCAGUGGACCCAACCGUUUAGAUGUGGAUUUGUUUGAAAUAAAUGUAUACUCAAAGAUUA
Drosophila pseudoobscura is the source of this 1802-nucleotide messenger RNA. RefSeq names its product Aldehyde dehydrogenase type III (gene Aldh-III). Gene Ontology annotation, cellular component: cytoplasm. Gene Ontology annotation, molecular function: aldehyde dehydrogenase (NAD+) activity. The transcript is spliced from 13 exons. Bases 27 to 1700 code for a protein of 557 amino acids. NCBI's taxonomy places the organism in Eukaryota, Metazoa, Arthropoda, Insecta, Diptera, Drosophilidae. The record is from RefSeq and is a predicted model, not a curated record. Gene Ontology annotation, biological process: aldehyde metabolic process.